AUGGGCGAAAGUGCCGCCACCACAUUUGCGUCCAUCUUCGUUCUCGCCUUCGGAUUUGCUGCUGCGGGCUUCAUCUACCAUAGGAGCUACAAGAUGCUCGUCUUGAAGAAAAUGACGCGCGCAUUCGAACCAGGCGACCCGGUUCUCGACCUGGCGACAACCGCCAAGGAAGUGCCUCGAACAGUGGCUCCCGAGGAUGAGCAUUGGGUCCAACGCCCUGAACAGGAGCAUGUGGACAGAAUCAUUGACGGCAGAGAAUCCGGUCACUAUUAUCUCUUUAUGGGAGAGAAGGGAACUGGCAAAAGCAGCAUGCUCAUCGAAGCCAUGCGUAAGAGUGACGGCGAUGGCGUGGCCAUGUUUGAAGCCCAUGCCGACACUGAAAUCGUAAGAAUACGCCUAGGAAAGGCUCUCGACUAUGAGUUCCACGAGGACUACAUUGGAGGUUACUUCAGCGAACGAGGCCCUCGUGAGACCACUGCUCUGCUUGAUAUCGAACGAGCCUUGAACAAGCUAGAAAAGGUGGCUAUGAAGCUCGUCCAAAAAAGGAGAAAGCCGCUCGUCGUCAUUGUAAACCAGCUGCAUCUACUAAGGAACAACGAAGAAGGCAGAGAUCUGAUUGAGCUUUUCCAACAGCGCGCUGAACAGUGGGCAGCGGCAAACCUGGUCACGAUGGUAUUCAAUACUGACGAUUACUGGGUGUACGAGCGACUAAAGCUCCUAGCCACUCGCAUGGAAGUUCUCGCCGUUACUGAUCUACCCAAGUCCCAAGCCAUCAAUGCCCUAAGGAAAUACCGUAUGCGAUAUUUCAAGGAGAUUCCAAACCACCACGAGCUCGAAGAUGUAUACGAUCGCAUCGGCGGCCGCUUGAGCUUUUUGAACCGCGUGGCAAAAAGCAAGGACAUGGUUCGCACGUGCGAGCAGAUCAAAGAGACGGAGAAGAAGUGGUUUCUCAACCAAUGCUGGAUCCUUGGCUCGGAGAUGGACGAUGACGUGAUGGAUCAGCAGAAAUGGGCGGCGGCUGCCAUGGUUCUUGCUCUGGCGCUUGUUGACAAAGAAGAAGAGAUGGCCAAAACAUACGAUCCAGUCGUGGGCCACCUGUUGCCAACAUUCCCUUUCCACAUAGCUCAGGAGCUCAUGACCCGAGCCGACUUCAUCCGAGAUCUCGAUAGUCUCAAUCUCUUUACUGUCACCAGCCAGGCAGACGUUCGCGCAAGCAGUGUCCCGAUGCAUCUCGCCUUCAAGGAGAUAUGCGCCGAGCCUCGAUUCCGGCAGCACCUGGAAGAUACCAUUCAGAGAAUCUCUGAUAUCGAGAGUUUGGGCCGUACCCGAGAGCUCGUUGCCAAGGAUCUGGUCCUUGGUGGCGAAUAUGACAUUCAGACAACCCGCAAGGGCAUCACGGUCAAACUGAAGCAGCCGGAAGAAAAGGACGACUAA
Trichoderma aggressivum f. europaeum is the source of this 1434-nucleotide messenger RNA. RefSeq lists its product as uncharacterized. Bases 1 to 1434 code for a protein of 477 amino acids. The transcript has 2 exons. Lineage: Eukaryota; Fungi; Ascomycota; Sordariomycetes; Hypocreales; Hypocreaceae. The record is from RefSeq and is a predicted model, not a curated record.